AUGGAGCAGCAAGACAAAGUGGACGUGGCCUGUGGUCCCUCCGACUCGGAAUGUAACAUGGGGAACGAGACUGGAGCCCCACUGGUCGUUGGUCCUGGCCUCAGAGGACGUGCCAGCCGCCGUGGCAGAGGCCGCAGUUGUACCACCAGAACCCAGGCCAGACCCUUGGAACAAAAAGACAAAGUGGGUGUCUGCUUCUGGCCCCGCAACUCAGAGUGUAGCAUGGAGAACAAGACUGGAGCUCCAAUGGUUGUCGGACCUGGUCUCAGGGGGCCUGCAAACCACCGUGGCAGAGGCCACAGAUGUGCCACCAGGACCCAGGCCAGAACCAUGGAUCAAAGCAACCAAGUGAAUGUCUGCUUCUGGCCCUCCAACAUGGAAUGUAAAACGGGGAAUGAGACUGGAGCCCCACUGGGAAUUGAACCUGGCCUCAGAGGACAUGCAAGCCGCCCUGGCAGAGGCAGAGGCCACGGUCAUGCCACCAGGACGGAAGCCAGGGAACACAGCGAGGCCCUGCCUGCUCUGGGUUCUGAGAAAAGGAUGCAUGGUGCACUGCUAAAGAGAAGAGAGACUCGACUACUAAGGACGACAGAGGCUGUGGCCGGCAAACCCCUCUGUCAGGGCAAGAAGUCCUCUGCCAAAGCGAGAGGUCACGGAGAGCUCCCCAGCGCCUCCAUCCCUCUGCUGGCCCCCAGCAUUUUCACCUGCACCCAACGUGACAACGACCUUGGGCCAGCAAUUGAUUGCUUUGCCUUCCAUGGUGCUCCCGGGCCCGUUACCUCCGACCAGGCCUCGGUUUCUGCCACCUUCCAGUGUGAGGAGAUACUGGAGGCUGCCGCGGCCCUGAUGACUCUGAAGAACUCUUCUUGGUCCUGGCGCCAGACCCACAGCUAACCAGGUCUUGCAUGAGUGGAGCAGUGAAACCUCCCAGCCCAUGCUUGUGACUGGGAUCCAAGGCAGGCGACCUCUUGCUUCCUACUGAGCAUCUGCACUGCACCACUCUCUUGAGCUUAAGGGCCCAGAGGAGGGAGUGC
This is a messenger RNA of Chionomys nivalis (European snow vole), 1034 nucleotides long. RefSeq lists its product as uncharacterized. Bases 1 to 894 code for a protein of 297 amino acids. The transcript is spliced from 7 exons. Lineage: Eukaryota; Metazoa; Chordata; Mammalia; Rodentia; Cricetidae. The record is from RefSeq and is a predicted model, not a curated record.